AAUCAAGAUCAGCCCUUCCUGUUUUAUUUUAUAUAAACACAAACACCCCCAACAAGUUCAUUUCAUUACACAAACAAAAGCAGAGAGGUCCCUCACUCUGUUUGGCUCUUCUUCAUUUUCCUCUUUCCUUCUUCCACACAUUAAAAUUAAACAACCCAACCCUUUUUUCCCGUAACUCUCACCCAAACUUCAUUUUCGCUCGCACUUUCUGUACCCAUGACGACCAAGGAUUGUGGCAAUCAUGGCAAAUGUCGCCGGAAAAUCGUCCGAAAAAUCAUCGCUGGCAUUCUAAUCUUCAACCUGAUUGUUCUCAUCACAAUCCUUCUCAUUUGGGCAAUCCUUCGUCCCAGCAAACCCAUGUUCAUCCUCCAAGACACCACGGUCUACGCUUUCAACGCCUCGACCCCGAAUUUCCUCACAUCCAGUUUCCAAGUCACCAUAUCUUCUCGAAACCCAAAUGACAGAAUUGGAAUUUACUACGACAGGCUCGACAUCUACGCCACGUACAUGAACCAACAAAUCACCCUCCGGACAGCACUCCCUCCUAAUUACCAGGGUCACAAGGACAUCACCGUUUGGUCGCCUUUCAUCUAUGGCAACAUGGUCCCCAUCGCUCCAUUCUAUUCCAUGAAUUUGGUUUCCCAACAGGCUGAUGGGCCUGUUUUCCUGGUGAUCAAUAUUGAUGGACGAGUGAGAUGGAAAGUUGGAACUUUCAUUUCAGGUAGAUAUCAUCUUUACGUUAGAUGUCCGGCUUCUAUUACCUUCGGGAGCAAAAGUAACGGCGUUAUUGUCGGAGAAAACGCUGUUAAGUAUCAGUUCGUGACUAGAUGCAGCGUUAGUGUCUGAACAGAAAGAAGGCGAAGAAGAAAUUAACGCCGUUAAGUUUAUCGUUUGUUUUUCUCUAUCUUAAUCUCUCUCCCUCGUUCUUUUUUUGACGCCGUUAGUUUUUUCUUUUUUUUUUUUAGCAAGGGGAGGAAAUUGUACAUUUUGCUAUAGAAUAAAUGGAGAGACAGAUAGCAAAAUUUACAAUUAAAUAAGUGAACUAGCUGUAGUAAUUUUUAAUUUCUAAAAGAAAUGUGUGAUUAAUAAGAAUUAUUUUUCAAUUACAUAGUAAUUGAGCAAUUAAUUAGUUGUUUACUCUUUAUUUCAUUUCUUUAUCAUUUUUUAAUUCUUGGAUCUAUAAAUUUUGUUUUUCUUAAGAAAAAGAGAAUAUUUUCAACCUUGAUUGGGGUGUCGGUUCUAUUUGUUAAUAUAUGUUUCUUAUUUCUUAUGAUUGACUCCAUGUACAUCUUGAUGACCUGAA
This is a messenger RNA of Durio zibethinus, 1303 nucleotides long. The record is from RefSeq and is a predicted model, not a curated record. Lineage: Eukaryota; Viridiplantae; Streptophyta; Magnoliopsida; Malvales; Malvaceae.